This is a messenger RNA of Linum trigynum, 3531 nucleotides long. NCBI's taxonomy places the organism in Eukaryota, Viridiplantae, Streptophyta, Magnoliopsida, Malpighiales, Linaceae. The record is from the annotation of a GenBank genome assembly.
CGUUUACGGACCAUACCAACCUCGAGUGUUGAGAGGUUCGACUAUUUUACGUGGCUGUCAGUUCUCAAGGUUAGGAUCUUACGGUUGCUGCAACCGUAAGAUACAAAGAAGAGAUUCAGAACCCAACCCAACCGUGAAGAGUCUGACCGUGAGACCCUGACUAACAAUUACCUCCUCCAAUCUCCUUCAUAUUAUCUUCUUCAAUUCGUCGGCACUCUGUUCCAUCGUCGUCCCUUCUCUUCUUCCUUGAUGCUUCUAAUUAAUCUCUUCCUAAACCUCAUUUAAUUCCCCAAUUAAGUACCCGAUUACUAGUAGGCCAGCUCUCUCUUUUCUUUAAGUACUACUUUUCCCAGAUUAAUUUCCUUUUCGUGUUUACUACUCCAGUAUCGUAACUGCCUAGCUAACUGGUCUCGUUACACACAUAGAAAUAUAGGUUGUGAAUUAAUCAAAUAAUAAAAUGUAUAUAUAGUAGUUUCGAUAAUUUGGUUGAGUUGAAGGCGAAAUGAAUUGAUGAUCGAUGUCGAUGCUGCUGCUGCAUCCACACUAAUAAUGAAAUAUAUGUAAAUUAUUCUGUGCAGGGAUUGAAGAGGCAGACCAUGAUAGACUGGCUCAGUUGGCUGGAUUCCAAAAAGCUGUAUUACCUGUUCGCUACCUGGGAGUUCCUCUAAUAGCAGGGAAAUUAACUACAAGUGAUUGUCGUGUCUUAGACAGAGGGCGACGAUGAGGAAGAAAGUUGUUAUGGCUUGGGGGUUAUUGGCAAUACCAAAGAAAGAAAGGGGGUUAGGCAUUCGGUGUCUAAAGACAUGGAAUGUGGCUUGUACUACAAGGCAUAUAUGGGCUUUGCUUGCAAAAGAAGGAUCCUGGUGGGUUGCAUGGAACUACCGGUAUCGAAUUAAGAAUCUUACCUUCUGGGAAUUGGGAAAAAGCAGCACUGCCUCUUGGGUAUGGAAGAGAUUGUUAAAGGUAAGGGAUAAGGUGGAAGGGUUCUUCCGUUGUUGGGGAACACAAGUGUAUUGGAAUGAUAAAAGGAUGCUGUGUUACUCUGUGAAGCAGGUUUGGCAAGAUUUGCAGCCGGUUAGGCCCCAAGUGGCUUGGUAUCAACUGGUUUGGGGAAGAUAUUUGAUUCCAAAACAUAGCUUUUUAUGCUGGGUUAUAACACGUAAUAGAAUAACAACACUUGAUCAAUUGCAGAGCUGGGGGAAGGUAGCGAGUGCAAAUUGUAUGUUUUGCUUGGCUCAUACAGAGGACAGGGACCAUCUAUUCUUUCAUUGUCAAUACACUUCCCAGGUGCUGAAGGGCUGUUUACUAAUGCUUAAUCUAAGUUGCCCUCAGUUAAAUGGUUAUGAUGAUUACUUGCAAUGGGCGGUUAGAACUUUCAAGGGGAAGAAAGCAUUAGCCAUGGUUGGUCGAUUAGUUUGGAACUUAGCUGUGAGUCUGAUUUGGCGGGAACGCUGUGGUAGAUUGUAUGGAAGUUCUGCUAUGCAGUUUGGGGAGUUGAUCAGGACAGUACGCAGGACAAUUGAGCUGGCUAGACAUGGCAAUGCCGCUCUGGACACUGAUUGUCGCGCGAUCUUUAGUCAGUAAAUUUAGUGAUUAGGGUAGAUUUUGGUAUUUAUGUAUGAUGUGUAUAUAUAGAGUAUAGUAGCAGUAGUUUCUUUUAGCUUGCUGCUGUGUGUAAAGAUCCAGAUGUGCAUCCCCUCUUUUAAGGGGGCACAUAGAGCUUAAUAAAAUUUUUGAUAUUGCCCAUAAAAAAAAUAUGUAAAUUAUAUUUGUGGAGCCAUAGAUAUAUAACAAUAAUAAUAAUAAUUGGCACAUGGGCUUAUCUCUUUAUAAAUGUUGCGUGGCCCAUGAGAUUUAUUGUACUCCUUCAUUUACUUUUGGGUACUAUCAACUAUGCUGUUUCUAUCUUGCCCUUCCUAACUAAUUUUGGGUACAAAAUUGGUUCCUCCAUGGAAAAUUGUUUCGUUGAUAGGAGUCUUUUGUGCGAUGAUAUUUUUUUUUUAAUAUUACGAGUUUUCAACUUUUUGCACGAUAUGGUUGGAACAAGUCUAUAUAUUCAGUUGCUCUUAGCUCAUUACCUACCUUGCUCUGACGGAUGUACUUUGUACAAAUGUCAAAUAGUGCUAGACCACUACUUUGUACAUGAUGUUGGUUGAUGAUGCGAGUCAUGCGAUAGCCUCUGUCAUGAGUUCAAUGAAUUUUUUUUUUUUUUGGAGAUCUUGUAUUGUCGUGGAUGGUAUGUCACACAAAAUCCAUCCAAUUCGGUCAUAAUUAAGCUAUAACUAGAUCGACUUUCAUAACCAUCCAAUCCUUCAUACCCUUCUUUGCCCUCAUAGAAUGGAGAACUUCUAACACGUGUUAUUUGUGAUGUGGCGACCUGAUAAACAAACUUAGUUUGUAUUUCAUGGACCAAAGAUCGAUGACACUAACAACUUCAGACUAGCAGCAAGGUGCACUUGGUAUGUAAUUCCCUAAAUAUAAACCACGUUGCAUAGGUUGAUAUAUCUAAAUUGCUCAACAUCUCCGAAAGAAAAUCAGACUAAGGAUCACCAUUUACCAAGAUGUUAUUAAGGGUUCUUCGUAUUCAAGAUAGCUUUCCGGACUUCUUGACAAUAGAAAGUUCAUUCUAUAGUCUACCAUGUCUCGUAAGCUAUUGUUAGCAUGAAAACAGUUCCUCAAAGGUUGGUGUUUGUCGUUUUUUUUUUGGACAGUGAAGGAGCAUCUUUUAUUCCCAUCCGAAACAGAGGUAGCACCAGAACAUUACAAUAGGGGAGCAAGCAAAUUAAAUCAACAAUGACAAUCCAACUUACACCCUCCCUCAAAUUUGUACCCCUUUGUUGUCAAAUAUAGUAUUAGUGUACAACUCCUUGAAAUGUUCACAACGAUAAGGAUGGGAUUAGGUGCUAAUCUUUAUAGGGGUUAGCACUGCGAUAACUAGCAAAAAACGCUACUAAAAAUAACGAAAUCAAUACAACAUCUAAGCUAAAUCACUACUAAUUCAAACUAGUAGUAGUUUUUCCCUUGAUUAGGACGGUGCUAACUAUUGUACAAUUAGCACUGUAACCGCUCCCAACGAUAACGGUGUGAAAUUGAGUAGUCGUUUUCGUUACAUUUAUUGCUAAAUGAGCUUUGCUCACUUAUGAGUAAUAUUUUAGUGGAAAUACUACAUUUAUUUUAGGAGGAAAAAAAAAGAAAGAUAAAAGGAAUAUAAACAUCAAGUAGAAUUAUGUGAAAUUUAUUGGAGGGGGAAAAGACAAAAGAAACAUCACAUUGAAUUGUAGCAGAACAUGUACCAAUACCAUGCACAUUGCCUAAUUUUUGGGCUCAUUGAUAUGUACAAAUUCCUCUCCUCUCUAUCUCUUUAUAAUAUUCUGGAAAAUAUAUGAAAUACGUGAUAAAAUAAAAACAUAAAACAAAAAAUGAAGUGGAAAAGGGAAAUGAAAGUUUAUCAAUCCCAAAGUCUUGUCGAUCACUCAAACAUCUCAUUCUGACAAACUUAGAAACACACAAAAACAAAGGGAAUAAGAUCAA